Molecule: messenger RNA, 1179 nt
Organism: Melitaea cinxia (Glanville fritillary)
Lineage: Eukaryota; Metazoa; Arthropoda; Insecta; Lepidoptera; Nymphalidae
Product: optic atrophy 3 protein homolog
Exons: 4
Coding region: 211-1011 (266 amino acids)
Biological process (GO): regulation of lipid metabolic process
Cellular component (GO): mitochondrion
Source: RefSeq, a predicted model, not a curated record
GCUCAGUGGAACGCGGCCUUUAUGUCAAUCAAUUGUACUCUUAGAACAAAUGUCAUUUGAUUCCACCGAGAUUUUUUCCAUGAGAUUUCGAAUGGCGCAAGGUCGCAAGACCCUACGUUACGUUAUCACCCUAAUAAUUCAAACAUUACUUUAAGUUAGUUUAGACGAAAAUAUUUAAACAAAGGCAAUAAUUUAUUGACAACUACCACAAUGGUUGUUGGUGCAUUUCCCAUUGCUAAAUUGUCCGUGUUAUUAGUCAAACAAAUUAGCAAACCUAUUGCUAAUAUUUGCAAAGAAAGGGCCAAAAAUAGUCCAUUUUUUAGGACUUACGUAUGUAUGCCACCAGCACAAUUUUACAACUGGUGUGAGGUAAAAGCGAAAAUGUGGAUUUUGAAUUUAGGAAAACCAGUAAAUAUUCCCGUUUUAAGUCAAGAAAUGGCGAUUGAACUGGGAGCUAAUCUGCUUGGUGAAACAGUGAUAUUUGUGAUUGGAGCUGGACUACUGGUGAUUGAAUAUAAUAGGCAAAGUAAAAAGGAAGCAGCAAAAGAAGCAAAAAGAGAAGAAGAAAUGAGGCAUAUUACAACUACAAUAACAGACUUGUAUUUCACAGUUCAACAACAACAGACACAACUAAAAGAAAUGGAAAGGAUGAUUUAUUCAUUAGAUGGCGAAAAGCCCAAAAUACCAGUGAAAAAUGGACCAGCAACACCAGCUUCGCUAGCAGCACCACCUUCACCAGCAGCACCACCGGUUUCUUCUAAACCUCAAAACAUUAACUAUGUUGGAGACUAUGAUGUUUACACAUCUCCAGCACUUUACCCUGAUCAAGGUGUCAUACUUCAAUCUCUAAAUUACAUUCAAAUGGACGUUUUCAGUUCAUUUUUUAGUCCAUCACAAAAAAGAGAAAACAAUCAGAGAGUUGAUAAGCCUCAGCCCCAACCGAAGCGAAAACCAGCUGUCCUCUCUGAAGCAUUACAUAAUAUAGAAAAUAAUUUUAGAAGUUUAUUUUAAGCAAACUUUUGUUGUUGUAUCUGACAUAUAUUGUUUGAAAGUAGUUAAUUAUUUAUUUGUUACAACUUAAGAUAACUGUUUUUUUUAUAAUUAUUUUACCUAAGUAUGGAUUGUAAACUUGUAAAAUAUUAAGUUAUGUGAUAUCCAAUAAAUAUUACCGAAAUUAGG